AUGGAGCCAUCUGAUUCUAUAGUUGGUGCGUUGUUUCGCACUCAAAUUCUACAAAAAAACUCCAGCGGCAUUGAUGCCGUCGGGCUGUUCUCAAUCGGCCCAGCUGCGGACUCUGGCUUUGAUUUCACAAUACUCUUUGAAGAUGUCUUCCUUAGUAUCCUGCCAUCUGCGCUCCUUCUGGUCGCUUUGCCGCUUCGUAUGUUCAGCUUGCAAAGGAGUCGACCGAAGGUUGCCAAGGGCGGCAUUCUACAUGAUUGCAAGCUGCUCUUCCUAUCAGUUUUGACUGCGAUGAACCUGGCUUUACUUGGCCUACAAGCUGGAAUACCAUCACAACGUACCAGUGUCACUGUUGCUACGGCGGCCCUUGUGUUUGUCACGAGCUUGGGGCUUUGUGUGCUCUCACGCUUUGAACAUAUCAGGUCGAUUCGGCCAUCGCCAAUUAUUAAUGCCUACCUACUGUUGACGUUGGUAUUCGAUAUUGCUCGUGUGCGAAGCCUUUUCCGUACCAAUGCUGAUAAAUCAAUCGCUGCAUGUUUCUCGAGCAUGAUCGGUGUCAAGGUCAUGGUUCUACUUGUCGAAGCCAUCGAAAAGCGCGAUUUGCUGCUCGAGCCUUAUCGGCACUUGUCGCCUGAGGAAACAAGCGGCAUAUAUAGCAAGUCGUUCUUCUUUUGGCUGAAUCAACUCAUGACGAGCGGCUUCCGCCGUCUUCUACGGAAUAGUGACCUGUAUCCCAUUGAUCGCGAGAUGCGCUCCGAAGCACUACAGACACGAAUGCAACGUACCUGGGGAAAUACCACUAAAGUCUCUCAGGCCUCUUCAAGGGCACUUUUCUGGGCUGUUAUAAAGGCAAACCGCAGAUCAUUUUUUUACUGUAUUGUUCCACGGCUCUGCGUAACUGCUUUUCGAUACACACAACCAUUCCUUUUAACUCGCACUGUCUGGUACGCAAGUGACCUAUCGCAGUCGGAGAGCAUUGGCUGGGGACUUACUGGGGCUUUCUUCCUGGUGCUUCUUGGUUUGGCUGUUUCAAACGGCCUCUACUACCAUAUGAACUAUCGAUUUGUUACCAGUGUUCGAGGUAGUCUUAUAAGCGUUAUAUACGCCAAAACUCUUGACCUGAGUAUUACUGCUCUGGACGAAUCAGUAGCCGUAACAUUGAUGUCAAGUGAUACUCAAUCUAUCUGCAAUGGCUUCCAAAUGAUUCACACUUUUUGGGCAGUGCCACUUGAAGUAGGAAUUGCUCUCUACCUGCUCGCCCGACAGCUUGGUCUUGCGUGGAUUAUGCCGGCCAUUUUGACUCUCGUUUCUGCAGUUGGCAUUUUGUCUAUCGCAAAACUGAUGCAUCGUGCGCAGGUGGUCUGGAUGCAAAGCAUACAGACCAGAGUAGACGUGACGGCGACCAUGCUGAGCUCGAUGAAGUCUGUCAAGAUGCUUGGUUUCACCGAUUGGCUAAGUAGCAUCGUUCAAGGGCUAAGAGUAGAGGAGCUCAAAAUGGCCGGAAUGUUUCGAAAAUUGUUGAUUGUUCGUGUCUUCUUUGGCAAUCUUCUGGGAACACUGGCACCGUUUGCGACAUUUGCCAUAUUCGCGAUCCAAGGAAGCAAGGAUGGACGCGUGCUGACUGCAGAUUCUGCAUAUACUGCUCUAUCGCUUAUAUCACUAAUUUCCAGUCCUAUGAACGAAUUAAUUCGUGCUAUUCCGUCAAUGAAUGCCGCUAUGGCGUCUUUGAACCGCAUUCAAUCAUUCCUCAAUUCUGACUCGCGACGAGACAAUCGUCUUUCUCUGCAAGACUUGAGCGUUGGUCCGAGACAAGGUUUUGGUUACCAGACUGCUGAAGAGUACGAGCUUGUAGAGCGAACACCUGUCGAGGCUGAUUCUUCUGCAAUGGUACUCGCGCGGAAUGUCAGUUUUUCGUGGACUCAAAAUGAUGAGCCAGUUGUCAAUGAUGUGAACUUCAGCAUUUCGCGGGGCCAUUUAUGUAUUAUCAUAGGCCCCAUUGGCUGUGGUAAGAGUACGCUGCUUAAGGGACUCCUUGGCGAAACGCUCUCUACCAAGGGUUUUCUUUAUGUUAAGGACCAGGAAAUUGCGUUCGUAGACCAGUCGCCAUGGAUUCGCAAUGCGACUUUCCAGGAUAACAUCCUGGGGAUCUCUGCUUAUGAUGAGGCUUGGUAUAAUAAGGUUGUCUGGGCUUGUGCUUUGGAUCAAGAAACUGCACUUCCCAAUGGACACUUAACUAAAGUUGGAAGCUCGGGAAUAUCACUUUCCGGAGGACAAAAACAGCGCCUUGCACUUGCUCGUGCAGUCUAUGCUCGCAAGCAGGUCUUAAUGCUUGAUGAUGUCUUUUCUGGUCUUGAUGCCGAUACUGAAGAACGGAUUUUCACGCGCCUGCUGUCGCCGCAGGGUCUUUUACGCAAGACGGGCAUUACAGUGCUAUUAGUUACCCAUGCUAUCCAUCGUCUCGCUUACGCUGAUCGUAUCAUCGCGAUGGAAAAAGGCUCGAUAGCUGCACAGGGAACUCUUGCGCAGAUUGAAGCUGCGGGAAACGCCGUAUCAUUGCUUAAAGCAUCUACUCGAGCAAUGAAUCAAGUAUCAGAAUCAGACCGGCAGCAACCACAAGAGACAAAUGGAAUUAUACCGGAGAUACGGGAAGAUGCUACUACUACAGAUAAUGGGUUGUCAAGGCAGCAUGGGGAUUUGUCGCUAUAUGCGUACUACUUGGGCUCCGUCCAUUGGUCAUCGGCGUUGGUCUGGGCUUCUUGCUUUGUGCUCCAAGGAGUGGCGGCAAAAUCUAGUGAAUUUCUAGUGAAUUUUUGGACAAGUGCAGCUGAGUCACAGGGUAAUAGCGUCAACGGGUUCUAUCUCGGUCUUUACGGUAUGCUAGCUGCCCUAUCCACUGUCGCUUUGAUCGGAGGCGGCUCUCAUUACAUCUUGUAUUAUGCUCCUAUCAGCGCCAAAGUUUUUCAUGAGCGGCUUUUAAAAUCAGUCAUGAAUGCGCCACUCGCAUUCUUUACCUCUGUGGACAUGGGAAUUACAACGAACAGAUUUAGUCAAGAUAUGACGCUGAUCGACAACGAUCUUACGUAUUCCAUGACCGAUUUCCUCUUGUCGCUCUCGAGUGGAAUCAUGUCUGCGAUACUGAUGUGUACCUCCGCACGCUACUUUGCAGCAACCCUGCCACCAGUUCUCCUGCUCAUGUGGACACUACAGAAAUUCUACCUCCGAACGUCCCGCCAAAUGCGAAUUCUUGACUUGGAAGCCAAAUCACCUCUGUUCUCCCAGUUUAUUGAGAGUCUCUCUGGGUUGGUUACUAUUCGGUCCUUCGGAUGGUCAUCCACUUUUGAGAAAGAAAACCUCGUCUUGCUGGAUGCAUCACAGAAGCCGUUUUACUUACUUUACUGUAUCCAGCGUUGGCUCGAGCUCUCCUUGGACCUGAUGGUCACAGGAUUAUCUGUUGUUCUAAUGACCAUGAUCGUGAAACUCCGAGGCGAAGUUGGCGCUGGAUAUGUCGGCUUGGGUAUCCUUAACGUCAUCAGUUUCAGUCAAACAUUAUCGUUGAUCCUCCGCACUUGGACCGAACUCGAGACCUCGAUCGGUGCGAUCGCACGAAUUAGAGACUUUACUGGUACUACAGCAAAUGAGAAUAGACCGGAGGAGAAUAUUCCGCUUCCUAGCAGCAUCAGGCGCAGCAGCAACAGCAGUAGCAAUACUAAACUUAACGAACAAUCGUCAUGGCCGCAUAAAGGAGCCAUCGAAUUCCGAAAUGUCUCUGCCUCAUACGGAACCGGUGACAAAGACAAGGCCGUCAUUCGCAACCUAUCCAUGUCUAUUUCUGCCGGCGAAAAGAUUGGUAUUUGCGGCCGUAGUGGUAGUGGGAAAAGCUCUCUUUUGGCAGUUCUUUUCCGUAUGUUGGAGGUCGAUGCUGAGAGCCAGAUCACUAUAGACGGUGUCGAUAUUACACGUGUCCCACGACAGCAGUUGCGAGCCGCUCUCAACGCGAUCCCUCAGGAGCCAUUCUUUACGCGUGGCACGGUGCGUGCGAACGCAGAUCCAUCGGACAGUCUCUCAACCGAGGAGAUCACGGAUGCAUUACGGGCUGUGCAGCUGUGGGAUAUCGUGCAGUCCAAGGGCGGACUCGAUGCCGAUCUCGAAACAAACUUCUUCUCCCAUGGCCAGCGACAGCUAUUCUGUCUUGCGCGCGCGCUUCUGCGACGUCAAAGCGGUAAAGUCGUGGUACUGGAUGAGGUGACUAGCAACGUGGACUUGGUGUCUGACGUAUUAAUGCAGCGUGUUAUCCGUGAGCAGUUUGCAGAUUGCACGAUACUGGCUGUUGCGCAUCGACUUGAUACAAUCAUGGACUUUGACCGGAUCGCUGUGAUGCGUGAUGGCGAGCUGGUUGAGUUUGACUCUCCGCGGGUUUUGCUGUCGCGAGAUAGUGCAUUCAAAGAGCUAUAUGAGUCUUUAUGA
Molecule: messenger RNA, 4461 nt
Organism: Talaromyces proteolyticus
Lineage: Eukaryota; Fungi; Ascomycota; Eurotiomycetes; Eurotiales; Trichocomaceae
Product: putative multidrug resistance-associated protein
Exons: 3
Coding region: 1-4461 (1486 amino acids)
Biological process (GO): transmembrane transport
Cellular component (GO): membrane
Molecular function (GO): ATP binding; ATP hydrolysis activity; ABC-type transporter activity
Source: RefSeq, a predicted model, not a curated record